Molecule: messenger RNA, 620 nt
Organism: Humulus lupulus (European hop)
Lineage: Eukaryota; Viridiplantae; Streptophyta; Magnoliopsida; Rosales; Cannabaceae
Exons: 4
Coding region: 138-620 (160 amino acids)
Source: RefSeq, a predicted model, not a curated record
UGCACAUUUGGAAGUAAGUAGUUUAUGUAUUUUUAUGUUAAUUCUCAUUUUAUGUUAUAUAUGAUAUUUACUAAUAAAUGUUUGUAAAUUAGGAUGAUUUGUUUGAUAUUGGGCGUACUAGAUAUGGAGAAGGGCAUAUGCCUGGGAUCUUGAGAGGCAUUGAUACUUCGUGUGCUAAAAAGUAUUCUGACUGGAAGUACGAUAUUAAAGAGCACUUAACGAUUAAUGGGCCACAAAAUCGUUAUGGUGGUUGCACGGAUACGCAGUGGCAAAAAGCAAUUGAUUUUUUCCGUCGCCCAGAAAUUACGAAACGUUCUGUGGUCAACAAGGAAAAUAGAAAGAAACUGAAAGAGCUUAGCUAUGGAGGUUCUCAGUCAAUCCCAGCCUUACGCUAUAAAAAGGAGGAAUUGCGUGCAUACCGCGACACACAGCAGACACAGGCAACUGAUACUGAGAGGAGUGUUCAUGGGAGUUCAAAGAAAACUUAUAGGGGAAUACAUCACUAUGCUCUUCAGCGUGUGCUCUUCGGUUGGCGACGGUGGCGGUGCGGCUACAAUCGGUUGGCUGAGGUAAAGGCAGUGACGGAGAGAUUGAGGGUGAGGGUGAGGGUGCGGAGAUAG